Molecule: messenger RNA, 411 nt
Organism: Gastrolobium bilobum
Lineage: Eukaryota; Viridiplantae; Streptophyta; Magnoliopsida; Fabales; Fabaceae
Product: secreted RxLR effector protein 161-like
Exons: 2
Coding region: 1-411 (136 amino acids)
Source: RefSeq, a predicted model, not a curated record
AUGGAUUGCCUUAAAUCUUGCUUGAUGGUAAAGGGUUUCACUCAGUCUGUUGAUACCUUUAUAGAUCCAAGUGUCAAGCUUCUACCAAAUAAAGAGGAGCCAUUUUCAGAUUUUGAAAGGUAUAGAAGAUUGGAUGAAAAACUGAAUUACCUCAUAGUCACUCAACCUGACAUUUCAUUUGUAGUCACUGUGGUAAGUCAAUUUCUUAAUUCUCCAUGUGAAGAACACUGGAAUGCCAUCGUUCGUAUUAUCAAGUAUAUCAAGGUAUCUUCAGGAAAAGGCCUUGAAUAUGAAGAUAAAGGUUAUGUUAAAGUUGUUGGAUACUCUGAUGCUGAUUGGGCCAGUUGUCCUACUGAUAGGAGAUAUAUUACUAGAUACUAUGUUUUCGUUGAAGGCAACUUGGUUUCCUGA